Molecule: messenger RNA, 5413 nt
Organism: Apus apus (common swift)
Lineage: Eukaryota; Metazoa; Chordata; Aves; Apodiformes; Apodidae
Gene: EFNB2
Product: ephrin B2
Exons: 5
Coding region: 1009-2010 (333 amino acids)
Biological process (GO): axon guidance; ephrin receptor signaling pathway; blood vessel morphogenesis
Cellular component (GO): plasma membrane
Molecular function (GO): ephrin receptor binding
Source: RefSeq, a predicted model, not a curated record
CUCGCGGCGGCGACAGCAGCAGCAGCGCGGGCAGCAGCAGCGCGGGUUGAAGGCGCCGCGGUGGGAACGGCUGCGGCUAGCGCCGCUCCUCCUCCCUUCUCCUCCGCGCAGUUUUGCGCGGCCGUUCAAGUCCGACGCCCGACUUUCAUCCUCCUCCUACUCCUGCUUCCGCGGCGCGCACUGCGGAUCUCGCAACAGGGGAGAAAGAGGGACGUUUUGCCGCUGCGAUCCGAUCCUCCUGUUUUGUUUUUUAAUAUUUUAUUUUCUUAAUUAUUAUUUUUCUCCCCCUUCUUCAGUCCCUGCUCUGCACCGGGCUCUUUGCCGGCGAGAAGGACAAGAGUGCCCCCAGAGAAGCGGGAGCCCUGCGGAUGCGUCUCCCCGGGACUGGGGGCGCUGACUCUCGGAGUGGAUUUAUUGACUCGCGGUUGCUUCCGAGCUCCCCGAAACAGCCCGGGCUGGUGCCUGUGCGGAUUGCAAACUGCAGGGAGCAGUGAGAGAGACACAAGGAGGAACCUCCUGGCGAAGCUGUGCCCCUUUUCCCCGAACCCUUUAUUUUUCUCACCAGCAUUUAUUUUCUUUUUACCUUUUUUCUACUCGAGUCUUAGACACUGUGAACGUGUAUGGCGCACUGGAUCCAAAUGGGAGUUGGCAGUUCAAGUGGCAUCUGCCAAGGCAGCCGGGAGGCCCCCAGUAAGAGGAACGACUGAGGCGUUUGCAUCUUUUUGUUAUUGCUGUUGUUACUUCGGAGGUGGCUUGGUUCUUACCUCGCAGGAGAAUUUCCUACAUGCGAGUGGCAUACAUGACUCAGUAGAUCUGCUUGCAUCUCUCGCCAAGUGUAUCGUCGACCUUUCGCGUGUUGUUUUUUAUUUUUUUAUUCUUUCUUUCUGAUCAAUCGUCCCGGCUGUUGGGAUACCGGGCACCCCACCCUGCUGUUGCUGCUCAGGUGCGGGGAAGCCGCACGGCGGAGUUGGCGAGGCUCCGGGGAGGGACUCGGUGCCGCCUGCGACCAUGGCAGCGCGGAGGCAAGACGCCUCCGCCUGGAAGUACUGUUGGGGAGUCGUGAUGGUUUUAUGCAGAACUGCACUGGCCAGGUCCAUCGUUUUAGACCCCAUAUAUUGGAAUUCCUCCAACCCCAAAUUCCUUCCUGGACAAGGAUUGGUACUAUAUCCACAGAUAGGAGACAAACUGGAUAUUAUAUGCCCAAAGGUGGACUCUAAAACUGUUGGCCAGUAUGAAUAUUAUAAGGUCUACAUGGUUGAUAAAGACCAAGCAGAUAGCUGUGCUAUUAAAAAGGACAAUACACCUCUACUCAACUGUGCCAAGCCGGAUCAAGAUGUUAAGUUUACUAUCAAGUUUCAAGAGUUCAGUCCUAAUCUCUGGGGCCUGGAAUUUCAGAAGAACAAAGACUAUUAUGUCAUAUCAACAUCAAAUGGGUCUUUGGAGGGCCUGGAUAACCAGGAGGGAGGGGUGUGCCAGACAAAAACCAUGAAGAUCCUCAUGAAAGUUGGACAAGAUCCCAACUCGGCAGGGCCACCCCGGCACACGGAUCCCACCAAGCGCCCCGAGCAGGAAGCUGGCACCAACGGGAAGAGUUCCACCACCAGCCCCUUCGUGAAGGACCAUUCAGGAUCUAGCACAGAUGGCAGUAAGGCUGGGCAUUCCAGUAUACUGGGUUCAGAGGUGGCCUUAUUUGCAGGGAUUGCAUCAGGGUGCAUUAUUUUCAUCGUCAUCAUCAUCACUUUGGUGGUUCUUUUGUUGAAGUACCGGAGAAGACACAGGAAGCAUUCCCCGCAACACACCACAACUCUCUCACUUAGUACAUUAGCCACCCCAAAACGCAGUGGCAACAACAAUGGUUCUGAGCCCAGUGACAUUAUCAUUCCUCUAAGGACUGCAGACAGUGUCUUUUGCCCCCACUAUGAAAAGGUCAGUGGCGACUAUGGACAUCCGGUGUACAUAGUUCAAGAGAUGCCUCCUCAGAGCCCAGCAAACAUUUAUUACAAGGUCUGAGAAACACACAGCCAACUCUGUGGUACAGUUGAGUCGUAGAGGAAACUCACUGGUCAAACGCUUUCUGUUGGAGUUUGUGAUGACGCCUUGUGCACAAGCAUUGACUCAAGCACAGGGGGGAAGAAGGCGACAGCUCUUUCGCCGGGAGCCAACGUGAGCUGGACAGCUUACCUAGUCUGUAGAAUUCCUAUCUCAGUGAAUAAGUAUUCACUAAAAGCUGGAAGACUUUUACAUAGAAGACGCCCAUUCUGAUUGCUGUACUUUUGUUACAUUCAUCAUCCUCAAAGCCAUGUGCUGCAGGCGUUCAGGCAUGUACAAAAGCCAAGGGAAGAUGGAGUGAUCCAUGGAUGUUAAUAGCUUUAGGCAUCCUAGGAAAGUGCUCUAGGAUAUAUCAAGCUUGAAAUGCAAUCUUCUGACUUUCGUGUGUCUCUCUCAGUGUGUACUGGAUUUGUCACACAGACCUUGGUGUCUAAGUAAGACUUGUUAAAGUUCUCUUGCUUUUAGUCCAUCACUGUUCCAUUUGUUUCUGUUAUCCGAGGCUCGGCCAUCCUUCACAUAAGAUUUCCUUUCACUCCACCUUCUGAAUCACUAAUGGAACAUUAAUGUUUGGAGAUCCACGCUCCAUCCAUCUGCUACAGCAGCCUCACUUGAAUGGGUAGUGCAUUUAUAGAAAUUGUGUUUGAUAGUAAGGAGCCUUCCAGCCAAAAAGUUAGGAUGACAACAAAGUCAAGAGCAGGACUGGGUGGUGGACUGAAGGGCUGACUGCAGUUGCAAUUGAAUACUACUGCCUCAAAAAUAGAAGCUGGGAAGAAAAAAAGAAAAAAGAAAAAAAAAGACAUUUAGGUAGCACAGCACUUUGGUAUGCUAAAUUUGAAGAGGCAGAUAGGAGACACAGUAACACACGCAGUGGAUUAGGGCUGCAUUUGAAGGAAUUCGUGGUUAUCCAAUACCAGUGUGCAGGAACAAAAUAGUAUCUUCAAUACAGUAGAACAAAGGGGUAUUGUUAGUAAGUGAAGAAGCUUAGAGAGGACAAAACAAUAGCAGGCCACUGAGGAUAUAUUAGGGCAGGGCUGUUGUGGUACUGGCAAUAAAAUACACAGCUUUAAAGCUGUAGAGAAAAUGUAGUCUGCUUUGGAUGAUUUUUAAGCAGACUCAGCUGCUAUACUAUCACAUUAUACUCAGCACAGGGAAAGCAUUUAAGAAUACAGCAGAAAGCCAAAUCUGACCAAGAUGAUUAUAAGCCAAUGGGUCAAAUGAGCUGUCAUUCUACCACUGGUAGAGUUGUGGGGGAAAAAAAUACACAACCAAACACUUUCUCAUCUCUAAAAAUAAGCCAGAAUUUCUUUCUCACUGAGCCUUUUGACACUUUGGUUUUUGUAGUGCUGUCCCUGCACAGCGAGUGUAGGUACUGUGACUGACACAGCAGUUCAUUGGUGCUCUGUUGCAAAGUUAAAGCACAUAUGGCAAACCUCUUGCAGUCUGUAAGAAUAAAAUAAAUUAUGACACUGAGAUGGAGAAGGAAACUAUGUCUUAUUUAUAAUAGAUAUAUAGAACACAAGGGAUAUAAAGUGAGAGAUUUUCUUUCAUUCGUUCGUCCUUUUUGUUUUGGUUUGCCUUUUUUACUAAUAUAUACUUUGAGAUUGCACAGAAUCUACACCAGAAGAUGUGAAAUUUGUUUGCGGCAAUUAAAUAGUCUUAACUUGUCAUCAUUUCACAUAUAUAUAUGUGGAUGUGUGUAUGUAUGUAUAUGCACACAUAUAUAUGUUUAUAUAUGCAUAUAUAUGCGUUUAAAAAAACCACAGCUGCUUCUGGGUAAAACAUCAAACAUCAAAUAAUGAGAGUGUAUUAAAAAAAAUAAAAUCCAAAGCAUCUAAUAAGAGAAAACUAGUGAAGAUAAGGACCAGAAUAUCAGGUAAUCAAUGUUACAGCAUCACGUAUUUAACAAUGCCAAGAUGUGCCGGCAUUUAUUUUCUGUGUUGUGUUUUCCCUUGCCUUAUGGGCUAAUGUGUUCUGUAGAUUUCAUUGAGGUUCGUAAAGGGGCUUUUCAGGUUAAAGUUUUCUCUUUAGCGUGGCUGUUCCCCUAAAGCUCCCACCCUGGGGAGGAAAUAAAAAACCUCUACUUUUAUAUGUGCUAUGCAAAUAGACAUUUCUAACGUAGUCAUGUUACUAUGGUAACACUUUGCUUUCUGAUUUGGAAAGAAAAUGUAGCAACAGCAUUUUGGGGUUCUCAGACCUUCAGUGAGCACCUGAAAAAAAAAAAAUUAAAAAAAAAAAAUCUGUCAUAGAAAUGAUCACUCUCUGUUUCCUGAACCUGAAAAUGAUGCUGGGAUGUUGGUCCAAAAGAGAGAAACAAAACAAAAAAUCCCAACCCAUGGUUCUGUGGAAGGUUACCAUGGUGACUAACUACAGUACAUAUGUAAUUCUUUUCAACAACCCUUCCUUUCUGUGAAUCCAUCCAUACAAGGUUCUCUUGUAAGUCAUUAAGAUUUUAUUUGGGGGGAGGAAGGGACAUGAUGGGUUUACUGAUACUGAUUUUUAUUAAAUGAGAUCUGUUUCAUCAGUUUGCUACAUUCUAGUUAUGUACUAAACUGUGAAGAAAAAAAAAAUCAGACUAAUUGCUCAAGAGCAACCUGCAACCAAUUGAAAAAAAAAAAUGUACUGUGCGUCUGUUUUGUGUCUGGUGCAGAAUUAUGACAAUCUACCAACUGUUCCUUUAUUUGACGUUGGUCCAGCUUUGAAAAGUUACUGUAAAUGCCUUGCUUGUAUGAUCAUCCCCAGUCACCCAACUUGGAAUUUGCACCAUCAUGUCUAAGUGAAGAUGCUGUAUAUAGGUUCAGAUUUACUGUAUAUGGAUUUGGGGUGUUACAGUAGCCUUAUUCACCUUUUUAAAUAAUAAUUAAACCCACAUGAAACAAGACAAAAAUGGCUUUUCUUAACCAGAUUCUGUAUAUAGAGCAAUGUUGGUUUUUUAUAAAGUCCGAGUAAGAUGUUUUGUAUAAAAUUUGAAUUUUGCAAUGUAUUUAGCUACAGCUUGUUUAAAGGCAGUGUCAUUCCCCUUUGCACUGUAUUGAGGAAAAAAAUGGUAUAAAACGUUGCCAAAUUGCCGCAUAUUUGUGCUGAAAUUGUGUACCAUGAAUAUUUAUUUAAGAAUUUCUUUGUCCAGUUUGUAAGUAACACAGUAUUAUGCUUGAGUUAUAAAUAAUUUCUUCUUUAAUUCUUUUUGUUUUGUUUUUGUUUCUUUGUUUUGUUCUGUUUUAAAACUAGCUGGUCAUAAGUUUGAAAUCUGCUUUAGUUCCACAUUACAAUUAGUUCCCAGAAAAUGAAAAUUAUGAAGAUCACAUUCCACGUCUGUUUCAAACUGAAUUUGUUCUUAAAAAAAUAAAAUAUUUUUUUCCUAUGGAAA